AAACUUAAGACCUAAAUAAAUCCUGCGCCUUUCUCCAGCAUUACCAGCUCAUUCAGAACGGCGAGAUAUUUGUGUCCUCAAUAACCACCAUUAGAUUCAUCAACAGACUAAUUUCUUCACUGCCAAAAUGGCAUCACUUUCUACCUCUGCGCAGUGUUCAACAUCUGGCAGUGCUUGCAGGAGCUCUCCAAGACAGAUCAAGCAGGUACGACCAAAACUGCCACUUCUGAAGAUUUUGCAGGCAGCAGGUGCGCAGGGUGAAAUCUUCACUGUUACCCAGGUCAUGCACUUUCUAGGCCAAUAUAUAACAAUGAAGCAGCUUUAUGAUCCUCGGGAGCAGCAUAUGGUAUAUUGUAGUGGAGAUCUUUUGGGAGAACUCCUAGGAUGUCAGAGCUUCUCUGUGAAAGAUCCAAGCCCUCUCUAUGCUAUGCUAAGAAAGAAUCUUGUCGCUUUAACCACUGCUACUGCAGAUGCUGCUCAGACUCUCGCUAUCGCACAGGAUCAAAAUCUGGAUAUUCCAAGUCAAGACCACCUGAAGCAAAACGUGGAGGAAAGGCCCAGUUCCAGGAAAAGUGCUGAAGAAGGCAAUAUUCCCACACUGCCUACCUCACAGAACAAAUGCACGCAUUCCAGAGAAGAUGAGACAUCUAGGCUGGACCUCGGGCUUGAGGAGUGGGAUGUAGCUGGCUGGCCAUGGUGGUUUUUAGGAAAUUUGAGAAACAGUUACACACCUAGAAGUAAUGGCUCAACUGAUUUACAGACAAAUCAGGAUAUAGGUACUGUAAUUGUUUCAGAUGCGACAGAUGACGUGUGUUUUUUGAAUGAGUCAGUAUCAGAGCAGUUUGAUGCUGGAAUAAAAGUUGAAGCUGCUGAUAUUGAACAAACAAGUGAAGAAGUACGGAAAGUGAGAGACAAAAUGGUGAUUGAAGUGGGAAAAAGCGAUGACCUUGAGGACUCUAAGUCCAUAUGUGAUGAUACUGAUGUAGAGGUUGCCUCUGAGGAUGAGUGGCAGUGUACUGAGUGCAAGAAAUUUAACUCUCCAAGCAAGAGGUACUGUUUUCGGUGCUGGGCCUUAAGGAAGGAUUGGUAUUCAGAUUGUUCUAAGUUAACGCAUUCUCUCUCCACGUCUGAUAUCACUGCCAUACCCGAAGAGAAGGAAAAUGAAGGAAUUGAUAUCCCCGAUUGCCGCAGAACCAUAUCAGCUCCAGUUGUUAUACCUAAAGAUACAUACAAAAAAGAAGAAAACCCCAAACCCUUGGAUCCCUGCAACUCUGUGGAGUUCUUGGAUUUGGCUCACAGUUCUGAAAGUCAAGAGACUGUGUCAAGCAUGGGAGAACAAUCAGCUGACCUUUUCCAGCAGAGAACAGUGACAGGAAGCAUGGAGGAUUGCCGGAAUCUUCUGAAGCCAUGCAGGGUGUGUGAGAAAAGACCACGAGACGGGAACAUUAUUCAUGGAAGGACGAGCCAUCUUGUUACUUGUUUUCAGUGUGCCAGAAGAUUAAAGAAGACUGGGGCCUCAUGCCCUGCGUGCAAGAAAGAGAUUCAUUUGGUUAUUAGGGUUUUUAUAGCAUAGCUGUGAAUCGGUGAAUUUAACAAUAUUUACAGGGUCAGGUCAUGUACUCAAAACAUCAGUCUUGAGCAUCUUUGUUCAGUCUGACGCAUUAUUUAUUCAUGUAAACGUCAUGUUUCAGAACAUUUUUGUUUGUAAAUAUAUGGAAAUUGAGAAUGAGUUCUUUAAAACUAGACUAUUAAUAUGGGGACUUAGCAUAAAAAGAUACAUUAAUCACUUCAUCUCCCUUCAGAGCUGAGGAUCUGGGCCCUGGUUGGUGUGGCUCAGUUGAUUGGAUGCCAUCCUGUGCACCGAAGGAUCUUGGGUUCAAUUCCUGAUCAGGACACAUACCCAGGUGGCAGGUUCAGUCCCUAGCUGGUGCGCAUACAGGAGGAAACCAGUCCUUGUUUCUCUCCCGCUUCUUUCUUUCUAUAAUCAAUAAUUAAAAAAAAAAACACCUCACCCAGCCAGUGUAG
Molecule: messenger RNA, 2025 nt
Organism: Myotis davidii
Lineage: Eukaryota; Metazoa; Chordata; Mammalia; Chiroptera; Vespertilionidae
Gene: MDM4
Product: MDM4, p53 regulator
Exons: 11
Coding region: 128-1573 (481 amino acids)
Biological process (GO): negative regulation of apoptotic process; regulation of cell cycle; protein ubiquitination
Cellular component (GO): nucleus
Molecular function (GO): ubiquitin protein ligase activity
Source: RefSeq, a predicted model, not a curated record